AAAUCCAAAGACAUUUUUUUUUUCUUUUAGUUUGAGCUUUUUGCACCCGCCAUAAUUUGUUCCUCUAGCACAUUUCGAAAAUAGAAAAGAAGAUCAACGGUACUUCACAAUAUCACACGCGCGCGUCGAACGCAAACUCAGCUCUUUUCCGCUUCCUUUGAGUUCCCGCCACAAACGCGCGAGUUCCUAAACCCCCAAUUUUUCAUCAGCAAGCCCUAAAAUCAUCCCCCGCAUUCCUAAUACGGACCUGGAAUUCCUCGACCUUAUCGUCAUUUUCCCUGUUGCAGAUAGCUCUUCAAUCUUCAGGCGAGUUCCACUUUCAAAUUUGUUUCUUUUUUAUUUUUGGGUAGGAUUGGAGAAAUGGGAGUUUCUAGUUUCAUGUGCUGAUGUUAAACUUGUUACUUCUAAACUUAGUGUUUUUGCUUAAUAGUGAUUAGUUUUCUCAGACACUGAAAAUUCAAGCCUCGUUUUGAAUUUAUGUUAGUUACUAUCUAAUGUAGCUGGAGAGGCUUGACCCAUUUGCACUGUCCAGGAAUGUGGACACUUGUGGGCGAUUGGCACUCAAGUUCCUAAAAUUUAUCUGAGGGAUAAUUAGAAGAGCUCGCCUAUCCAAAUAUCAUGUUAUUGGAGUAGAGAUCUCAGAUUCUUUCAUGAACGUAAUGAAAGUUAAGAGUGAACCUGAAGAUUUUGACUGCAACAGUGAUGAUUUUGGCUUAGACAAUGUGGUGUUGAAAUGGAUUUCGGAUAGAUGCGAAACAAAGAAAAGGAAAGGCUUCAACUUUGUUGGUUUAAAUAAAGAAAAGCUGGAAACCUGCUCUUCCGUGAAACUCGAGUCUCCAAACUUUCAGCACAAUGGCGACAUACACGAUGAACUUGAAGAUCCUCUUAUCGGUUGGAAAUCUGAACUUUUCAAGAAUAUCAAGAGUAGCGAUGAAGAUUUGCUUGAACUAAAUCGGGAUUGGCCUGCGCCUAUUGAUGUUAAAGUUGAGGUUCCUGAAAGUGAAACUGCUAAUGUAAAUAUUUUGAAGACUGACGUGCCUUGUCCUACAACGGAACCCCAAUACUGUUCUCUUAAUGAAGUGUCCUAUGAAUACACCGAAGAUUCUGAGACCAGGCUUGACGUGGGGCUUCCUGGUUGUGAAACAAAGGAGCCUCAGUAUUGUUCUCUUAAUGAAGUGUCCUAUGAAUACAUGGAAGAUUCUGAGACCAGGCUUGACGUGAGGCUUUCUGGCUGUGAAACAAAGGAACCUCAGUAUUGUUCUCUUAAUGAAGUGUCCUAUGAAUAUAGGGAAAAUUUUGAGCCCAAGUUUGAUGUAGAGGUUUCUAGUUGGGAGAUUGCUCAGGUACACGGUCCAGAAAGUAAAGCGUAUUUUGGCUUGUCUGGAUAUAGGAAAGAAGAUUAUACCAUCCAUCCCCUUUCCUAUGAUGUCUCCUCGGAACCAAUGUCUCCGAUAAAGGAUUAUAGCUAUGAUGUUUGUGAUAGCUGCCAAAAUGAGUCUCCCAAGCCACAGAUGCCAUGGCAGACAAGCAGGUACAGUUUAAUUCAAAUUCUUGAGACAAAUAUUGCUUCUGAUACGGAAACGGGGGUCUCACUGUACCCCAUAAAAUGCAGUGUUUCAAAUGGGGUGUCUUAUGAAUCUACUGAAGAUGUUGCUCCUAAAUCUGGCGCCAGUUUUUCUAGUUGUGAGACUGUAAAGGUAGACAGUCUGGAAAUAAUCAGCUAUCUAUGUUCAGACCUGCAAGAAUUUGGGAAAGACAGUUAUACUGUAGAUCCGCUAACCUAUGCUGUUACCUCUGAAUUAGUAUCUCCUACCAAGGAUCAUUGUACUGAUUUGCAUGAUAGCUUUAAUUCUUCAGAGCACAAGAUGUCUUCACAGACCGGCAAUCGUGGCCAAGCUGAAAUGCCUGAGAUGGACACUGAUAAUUGCUUCCAAUGCUUGGAAACUAACAAUGAAUAUAGUGCGUGCUCCUUUGAGAGGAGAAGUACACAUUACUGGUCUUCUAAUAUUAGAAACAUUGUGGUCAGUCCUUCCACUGACAAUGGCUUGUAUUGGAGUUCAUCAAGCUUGAAACAUGAGAAACAUUCAGGCCUUGUUUCUGCUGAUUCUUCUUCAUCAAAAAAGCAACCCCUGUCACCAGCGCUUAUAGCUCGUAAUUACUUUGAUGCUUCUGGUAAGCCUUUAGCAUCACCAGCACCUCAGGAUUAUCAUCAAAUGAAGCAUCGGCAUAGUGCUGAAAGGCUUCUCUCAGGCAGAAAGGCCAUUUCUCCAGCUUCUCGAGAGAGACUUUGUCGGGCUAUGAGGUUAAGUGGGUUGGAUGAAAACGAGUGUCAUCAAUAUAGAGGAAAGCAGAGCCAUCAUAGGACUUCAAGAGCUCAAGGGCUUGACCAUAUCUGGAAGGAUGGAGUAGCUAUCAAGCCAACAUCAACCAUGAGAAAAGCAAAACAAGAUAAGAAAGAGUCGCCAAUAAAGGGCAGUCUAAAGGGUACUUAUCCCCCUCAAUGUCGUUCACAAAGCGUGAUAGCAUUUACACAGCAACAAAUGCAGGAUUUCCAAUCUUUAGCUAUGAAACUCACGACAGAGUUGAAGUCAAUGAAAAACCUUGUUAAGGGAAAGUUUCAGUCGGAGUCUGAGGCCUCUAUAGCUACAUCUGCAAAUGAAAAUGCUGAUGAAGUCAGGGUAGCCAUUGAAAACGCAACAAGAGCUGAAGAAUAUGCAAGAAGAUGGCUUGCUAUUUUGACAAGAGAUUGCAACCGCUUUUGUAAAAUCAUGAGUUUGACGGAGGAUAACCCUGCUGCAUCUGAACGUGUAAUCAAAAAAGAAAGGAAGGUUUCUUUUGCUGAUGAAGCUGGUGGCAUGCCAAAGUAUUUUAAGAAUGACAGGCACAGCCCUUCGAAUUAGCUAACAUUUUUUGAGAGGUUUAAAAACGUAGAUUACCGGUUGAGUAGGCUCAAUCAUCUUUUGCUUGUAUAUUUACAUCUUCAAAUUAAAUUACCAUGGCCAGGUAAAUUACUCACAGAACUUCCACUUUUCCACAAUCAAAAUUCCCAGAAGGGGGCCAUUGAUUGAAUUAUAGAUGAAGUGGUAAAAGAAUUUUCUUCAAA
Gossypium arboreum is the source of this 3103-nucleotide messenger RNA. RefSeq lists its product as uncharacterized. The transcript is spliced from 5 exons. The coding region runs from base 651 to 2900 and encodes 749 amino acids. Lineage: Eukaryota; Viridiplantae; Streptophyta; Magnoliopsida; Malvales; Malvaceae. The record is from RefSeq and is a predicted model, not a curated record.